AUGGCGGCGCUCGUGUUUUUAUUUUCUUCUGCAGAGCGGCGCGCGGCCCCUCCGGGCCCGGGCCCGGGGGCGCUGCCGGCGGGACCCGAGCGGGCGGGGGGCUCGCCGGUGUUUGGCCGGGGGGACUUCGGCCGCGCGGGGCCGGCGUGCGCGCUGGCGCAGCAGCUGGCCAACGGCCUGGCCACCCGGCACAUCGGGCCGACCAGCACCCGGCCGCUGAACCGGGCGCUGGCCGUCGGCCCGGCCGAGGACCUGGUGUCGGUGGGGCGUGCGGACGACACGCCGGGCCGUGGUCGGCCGUCCUCCGGCCCGACGGCCCGAAAGCAGCGCCAGCAGGCCUCCAUCACCUUCGAAGUGGGCGUGCCGCACGUGUCCGAGGAGGCCAUCUCCGCCGACAAGGCCAUCUUCUACACCGGCUCCGUCUGCCCGGACUACGUGUCGCUGGAGGGGUGCUCACUCGGGGACAAGUGUGGCCUGCAGCACCCGGCCCUGGCCUCGGCCACCGCGCAGCUGGUCCUCGAAUACCCCGGGGACUUGGGCUCGGCGUCGCAGGCAUUCGAGCGCGGCCCGGUGCUGGCCGAUUGGCUGGGCGGGCUGGUCGACCGGCUGGAGCAGCUGGACGAUCUGUUCGGCCGGUGCGCCGACUACGCCCCGCCGGCGGGGCCCGUGGACCCGGAGCCCGGCUCCGGCCCGGGGGCCGCCACCUCGGCGGAGGACUUCCCGAGCCUGCCGCGCACGGCGGCCCCGGCCGCCGGCCAGACCUCGCUGGCGGCCGAGAUGCAGCUGGCCUUCGACAGCCGGCGGCUGCUACAUACGCAGCCCACGCCGGACGCGGUGCACGUCCGGCGGCCCGGGGCCCCGGCGGCGGGGACGACCGGCCCGGCCACCGCCGCAUCGCCGGCCCCCGGGGCCGAGGCCGAGGCCGAGGCCGAGGCCGGCCUCGGGUCGGCGCAGGCCCCCCGGCGUGAGGAGGCCCCGCCCGCGCGGGACUCCCACGCCCUCCGGGCACCGAGGGCCAUCCGGGCCUCGUACGCGGCCCUCCGGCCGGUGGGCGACCUCUACCACCGGCAGCGCCGCCAGGCCUUCGCCCUGCUGGAGGAGCACAAGCGCCUGGUGGCCGAGGAGGGGUCGGCCCAUGCGCUGGCCCUGCAGACCCUCCGCCGGGAGCUGGCGGCCGCUCACUGGGCGGCUGCGCGCGCCAUCUUCCGCGAGCGGAACCGCUCCCUGGACCCGCUGGCCGUGCGGGCCGGCGAUUUGGAUGGCCUGGUGGACUUCAUGGGUCUCCACCCGGGCGAAGCCAUCCACUUCCUCGACGCCCUGCUGGAGGGCGCCGCCCGGGAGGCCCGGCGACUGGGCCGGCCGCUGGUCGUGCAUCUGGUCACCGGGCUCGCUGGGAAUGCCCCGGCGUCGGACGCCCGGGGCAAGGCCCAGCAGGCCGUGGCAUCGCACCUGACGCAGCGGGGCAUCCUCUUCAAGGACAACGCCGUGUUCGGGUGCCCGGGGCUCCUGUCGGCCGAGGUCCGCCCGGGGGCCAAGUAGGCCGGCGCCAUCUAUCGGGCCCGGCCUGACGACGGGCAAAGGGGCCCGCACAUCCCCCUCCAAUAAAGCUUCCUCCUGGUUGUCCGGCGACGCGGCAUGUGGGUCUAUUUCGCUUGCGCCGAGUCUCGGGGAGGGGUGGGCCCUGGAGCCGGGGGCGGCUGGUCCGGCGCGCUCGGGCAUCGGGCCAGGGACGUGGUCUUCUGCCAGGGGACCAUGCGGGUGUGUGCGUGUGGAGGGGGCCGGCACGAGGAGAAAGGGCAUGCUUGCGGCAGGGCUGUCCGCC
Messenger RNA from Fonticula alba, 1822 nucleotides. RefSeq lists its product as hypothetical. NCBI's taxonomy places the organism in Eukaryota, Rotosphaerida, Fonticulaceae. Bases 1 to 1539 code for a protein of 512 amino acids. The record is from RefSeq and is a predicted model, not a curated record. The transcript has 5 exons. Gene Ontology annotation, molecular function: metal ion binding.